AUGGAAUCGCCGCCUGUGACGCCGGAGGAGUCGCACAUCGUCGCACACCGAUCCUCCUCCUUCACCGCGCUGCGAUCGCUCAACAAGACGUUGAAGGCGCAACGUUUCUCCGCGUCGAACGCGUCCCCCGCACCCACCAGGUCGUCCUCCAUGAAUAACGACAAACGAAGCCUGCCAGGAAAGAGGAAAGCAAUGAUGGUUCUCUUCCUGGCUGCCGUCUCGAUCUCCACCAUUUUCGUCGUCAAGGAUCUCAGAUUCUCUGGCCAGUCGCAACAAACCCAAGUGGAACCGACAAAGAGGGUCGGUGUGUUGGAUGACACAGGCCCACUGAUGGCCGUAGAUUCGCCAUCACCUGCACAAACCGACGGCGAGAAUUCGUUGACAGGGACAGGUGCAGCGAAUCCAGAAUCCGGUAUUGAAAGAUUGCAUUCCGCCGUCGACCAAUCAAGCGCGCUGACGGAUGGGAGUCAGAACGAGCAGCGGCCUUCGUUCCACAGUUCGGUUCAGAACGGUCUCGGCCAGUCUAUACCUGCUGAGGAGCGGGAGGGAGAGCGGGAGGUUGCGCCUGAUGCGUUGGGAGCGCAGGAUGAGUUGGGGGGGGAUAACGCUGCAAGCGGGGAGCAGGAUGAGCGGAGGGGACAGGGUGCUUCGGGAGCGCAGGAUGAGUUGGGGGGCCAGGCCGCUUUGGGGGUGACGGACGAUUCGAGGGUGCAGAACGGUUUGGAAGGGCAGGGUACUUUGUUGGGGCAGGAUUCAACGAAGGAUGAGGGGGUUGAGGUCGAGACGGAGGCGCGAGUGUAUGAAUUACGGGAGAAGAAGAGGAAGAAGAAGAAGCGGAAGGAGAAGAAGCCGAAGAGAGAGAAGAGACCGAAGAAGAGCAGAAGAGGGAUGGGAGUGCGCGCGCCUGCUCCUCCCCCGCCCCCCUCUCCGCCUCCGCCCCCUGCCCAGAUCAACCCAUUGGAUCCUGUGCUUCCCCCGUCGCAUCCCUGCGCCAAUUUCACCCUCCCACCGCCUUCCACCGACAGGAAGCGCACUGGACCCAGACCCUGCCCCGUGUGCUACCUGCCGCUACCAGACGCCAUGGGCAUGCGCCCUUCACGGGGCCACACGGAGGAGCCGAUUCUGAAGCACCUGGCGUACGUCACCGAGGACGAUGCCAGUGAGCGCGCCGCCAGGCGGGCGGGCAACCGGCCGCGGUUCAAUGGGCACCAGUCGCUGCAGCAGCGGGAGGACUCGUUUAAGAUCCAAGAGAGCAUGCGCGUGCACUGCGGCUUUGUCUGGGGCGGCAAGGUGGGCAACGGCACGGGAUUUGACGUGUCGGACGAUGACAGGCGGUUCAUGGAGCGCUGCUAUGACAUUGUGGUCGUAUCGGCUAUCUUUGGCGCCUACGACGUGGUACAACAGCCAAGCAACAUCAGCGAGGAGGCAAGGCAGCAGCUGUGCUUCGUGAUGUUUGUGGAUGAGACGACCUUCAACGAGUUCAUUCGAGACGGCACUCUCAAGCAGCCGCGCACCCGCAGAGUGGGGCUGUGGCGCCUCGUGGUCGUGCAUAACCCUCCGUACAGGGACCCUCGGCGCACGGGCAAGAUUCCCAAGCUGUUGAUUCACCGCCUCUUCCCCAACGUGCAGUUCUCCAUGUGGGUGGAUGCCAAGCUGCAGCUCGUGCAAGACCCCUACAUGAUCCUCGAGAGGUUUCUGUGGCGGGGCAACUUCUCGUGGGCAAUAUCGAAGCACUACAAGCGGUUUGACGUGUUUGUGGAGGCGGAGGCGAACAAGGCGGCGGGGAAGUACCGCAACGCGAGCAUUGACGAGCAGAUGAAGGUUUACCGCAGCGAUGGCAUGACUCCUUUUUCAGAGGACAAGAUGCCGAUUAUUAGCGACGUGCCCGAGGGGUGUGUGAUCAUGCGCGAGCACACGGCUCUCAGCAAUCUCAUGGCGUGCCUCUGGUUCAACGAGGUUGAUCGCUUCACGUCCCGCGACCAGCUGAGUUUCGGGUACACGAGGGACAAGAUCUGUCGCAGCGUGCCUGCCUGGCGCCUCAACAUGUUCCUCGACUGCGAGCGCCGCAACUUUGUCGUUCAGGGCUAUCACAAGGAUGUGCUGAUUCAGAAGCUCAAUGGAUCAUCCACUGCUCCUGCUCUCGUUCUCCCCACCACCUCAGCCACACCUGCUUUAACAGCUGCUGCUGCUGCUGACGGCGCUGGUGCUGGUGCUGGUGCUAGUGGGAGUGAGAUUAGGGAUUACUUACGCAUGCAAUGUUGA
This is a messenger RNA of Closterium sp. NIES-65, 2262 nucleotides long. The record is from the annotation of a GenBank genome assembly. NCBI's taxonomy places the organism in Eukaryota, Viridiplantae, Streptophyta, Zygnematophyceae, Desmidiales, Closteriaceae.